GAAGACCCGCUAACCCGGUAAGGUAAAAGCGGGACCCGAUCCGUGUGAAUUGGUAGGUUCCGAUGAGCUGAAAUCAAAGCGAAGGGUUUAGAUUUCCGGAAUCAGAAAUGAAAGCAUCCGCACUGCUUAACUUGAAAUCUUUCACUCUCAGCCGCCAUUCUCCCACUUCCAACUCCUUCUUCCCCCCCUUUCUUUGUCCAUCCCACCCCCGCCACCGCCGAAUCCACCACUCUCGAAAUCCAAUCAUGUCUGCCACAUCCGUCAACUCCGAACGAGCACGCGCCCCUCCCGCCAUUCCCUUGCCCCCUCCCCCUCUCUCCAACUUCAAAAUUGGCCUCUGUCAACUCUCCGUCAGCCCCGACAAAGACAGCAACAUCGCCCACGCUCGCACCGCCAUUCAGGAUGCUGCAUCAAAGGGCGCCCAGCUUGUUCUUUUGCCCGAAAUUUGGAACAGUCCUUAUUCCAACGAUAGUUUUCCUGUCUACGCUGAGGAUAUUGACGCUGGUGCUUCUCCUUCCACUGCCAUGCUAUCUGAACUCUCUCGUCUCUUGAAAAUCACCAUAGUUGGUGGUUCCAUUCCAGAACGCUCUGGAGGUCUCUUGUACAACACUUGCUGCGUCUUUGGCACCGACGGAAACCUACUAGCCAAGCACCGCAAGAUACAUCUUUUUGAUAUUGACAUCCCUGGGAAGAUUACUUUUAUUGAAUCAAAAACUCUUACUGCUGGGGAGACUCCGACAAUUGUGGACACAGAGGUUGGACGCAUUGGCAUAGGCAUCUGUUAUGACAUUCGAUUUCCAGAACUAGCAAUGAUAUAUGCUGCUAGAGGUGCUCACUUACUCUGCUACCCUGGGGCAUUUAACAUGACAACUGGACCAUUACAUUGGGAGUUAUUGCAGAGGGCAAGGGCUACAGAUAAUCAGUUAUAUGUGGCUACCUGUUCACCUGCCCGGGAUACUGGAUCUGGUUAUGUGGCUUGGGGCCACUCCACUCUUGUUGGACCAUUUGGAGAAGUUCUGGCUACUACAGAACAUGAGGAGGCAAUCAUCAUAGCAGAAAUUGAUUAUUCAAUAUUGGAGCAGAGAAGGACAAAUCUGCCUGUAACUAAGCAAAGGCGAGGUGAUCUUUACCAGUUGGUGGAUUUUCAGAGGCUGAAUUCUCAGUGAUGGGAGCAGGACUAUUGUAAUUGAGACAUCUGGAUCUGGAUUAUCUUGUAUGUGGCAUUAGCUUGUCAUCUGUGUUAUAUGGUUAUUUGAAUGCUGCAUUAUUGCUAAUAUGGAACCCGAACCCUGAAGGAAGAAAUAAAUAAAGGAAUUUGUGCUUUCUCGAAUA
Glycine soja is the source of this 1332-nucleotide messenger RNA. RefSeq names its product omega-amidase, chloroplastic. The record is from RefSeq and is a predicted model, not a curated record. Lineage: Eukaryota; Viridiplantae; Streptophyta; Magnoliopsida; Fabales; Fabaceae. The coding region runs from base 108 to 1166 and encodes 352 amino acids. Gene Ontology annotation, cellular component: mitochondrion. The transcript has 9 exons. Gene Ontology annotation, biological process: oxaloacetate metabolic process; L-glutamine metabolic process. Gene Ontology annotation, molecular function: omega-amidase activity.